UCUCAGAGGCGACUCUACUUGAGGGAGGAAGGCAGCAUCACGCUCGAGGUCAGGAGGAAAGUUCCUCUCCUGUCUGGAAGCUUCUGGACCUCCUCCACAGUGUCCUGAGUGUUCUGAACGGGUCUCCUGGCAACUUGUGGAUACUUCUUUGUGUUUGACUGCGAUGUUCGCUGAUUGUUUCCGAGGAGGUUUUUCCUCAGAUGGUGUCUGGGUCUGAGUGUUGAUGAGGGAAACCCUGGUCCCCCUCUUCUACUCUGAGCUGGCUGGUCAUCUGGACUCCUGAGGCUGAUCUGUUGUGUGGAAAUGUUGGUCCUGUCGUCCGCCUCACUCUCUCCUCCAGUGUUUUGAUUCUGGUUUUCAGCACCCUGCUUGACCUGCCGGGCUGGACGCAAAACAAAGGGAUUAACAUGAAGAGCCUCCAUGAUGAGGAGAGGCCAGCCCUGACACAGAGGGGCUGUGGAGGAGGGCAGUGGACCCCCCAUUCAACAUGAAUCCCCUCCUCCCAGCCGAGCCCCUGUAAGGAGCAUGGCGGGCGCGAGCCUCCAGAACGCCUCGUGGACCAACAGCACCUCCGGCCUGCAUCUGGUCCCACACAGCCUGUGGGAGGUGGUCACCAUCGCCACGCUGUCUGCUGCUGUCAGUCUGGUCACCAUCGUGGGGAACGUUCUAGUGAUGCUCUCCUUCAAGGUCAACAGCCAGCUGAAGACCGUCAACAACUAUUACCUACUGAGUCUGGCUGUGGCCGACCUUAUCAUUGGUGUUUUCUCCAUGAACCUUUACACCUCUUACAUCCUGAUGGGCUACUGGGCGCUGGGGAGUCUGGCCUGCGACCUGUGGCUGGCUCUGGACUACGUGGCCAGCAACGCCUCGGUGAUGAACCUGCUGGUCAUCAGCUUCGACAGGUACUUCUCCAUCACUAGGCCCCUCACCUACAGGGCCAAGAGGACCCCCAGGCGGGCCGGGGUGAUGAUUGGACUGGCCUGGCUGGUGUCCCUCAUCCUGUGGGCCCCGCCCAUCCUGUGCUGGCAGUACUUCGUAGGGAAGCGAACCGUUCCGGAGAAGCAGUGCCAGAUUCAGUUCUUCUCUGAGCCUGUGAUCACGUUUGGAACGGCCAUCGCAGCCUUCUACAUCCCUGUGUCCAUCAUGACCAUCCUGUACUGCAGGAUCUACAAGGAGACAGAGCGCCGCACUAAGGACCUGGCUGAGCUGCAGGGGGUCAACUCCUCCACGGACCCAGUGGGGGUUCCCCCGCCCCAGAAGAACACCAUCAUCACUUCCUGUUUCAGCUGCAAGCCGGCGGGUGGGCCCCAGGACCGGGCCCAGGCCUCCUGGUCUUCCUCCAGCAGGAACCAAGGCCCCAAGACGGCCGCCGCCAGCGACGAGUGGUCCAAGGCCGAGCAGCUGACCACCUUCAACAGCUACGGCUCCUCGGAGGAGGAGGAGCGCCCAGUGCCCCCAGGGCCCUUCCAGCCAUCCUAUCAGACACAGGCAUGCGGGCAUGGGCAGAGUGUGGCGGGCAGCGAGCAGCUCAGCAGAUACGAGGACGACUCUCCCCCCAGAAACACCUCUCACAAAAGCAGGAAGUGCGUGUCCUACAAGUUCAAACCCGUGCCGCCGAAAGACAGCGGCACCCCCCCGAGCAAGAACGGGGACACCAAAACAGCUUUCUCCUCGGCUGAGUCCAUGAGCGCUCCGUGCUCCAAGCCCACAGACGCCACGCUGAAGAUCCAGAUGACGAAGAGGAAGAGGAUGGUGCUGAUCAAGGAGAGGAAGGCUGCCCAGACACUCAGCGCCAUCUUACUAGCCUUCAUCCUCACAUGGACUCCCUACAACAUCAUGGUGCUCAUCUCCACCUUCUGUUCAGACUGCAUCCCUCUCUCCCUGUGGCACCUGGGAUACUGGCUGUGCUACGUCAACAGCACGGUCAACCCCAUGUGCUACGCGCUCUGCAACAAGACCUUCCAGAAGACCUUUCGCAUGCUGCUUCUCUGUCACUGGAGAAAGAAGAGAGAGGAAGAGAAGCUGUACUGGUAUGGACAGAACCCCGUGGUCAACACCAAACUCACAUGAAACCUCUCACUUCAUCCUUCUGGAAAGAAAUCCACGACUGUGGUGACUAGGAGUCAGAUACUAUGACCAUGUCAAUGAGGUGCAUGAGGUGUAGGGCAGGGGUAUCUGCCACUGGAGGGUCUUUUUGAAGGAUGUGAAGCCUUGGUGGUUCUGGAGGGGAGCGGGGGCGGGGGCCAGUCCCCCUGUGACAACAAGUUUGGACUCCCUUGUGGCCACCCUAAAUAUACAGUCUGAAUCAUUUUUUACUUGGGCUUUUACCUGUUAAUGCCUGCAAUGCAUCAGUGAUGUGAAAAUAAUGUUUAAUGUAACUGGCCCCUCUAACAGUACAACUGGCCCCAGCUUGGCCCCCCCAGUUCAGAUGGUUCAGAUCCUCCCGUGAUGGGACAGGGAGUAGACCAGACAGAAAUGUAUCAGUAAAUGUGUUUCUUUAAUCAGUUGUUGAUCACAUCUUAAAAGGUAUAGACAACAAGAUGAUCCAGACCCAGAAUAAACAUUCACAUUGUACAUUUACAUAUGAAGUUAACACUCAAAUUAAUUUACAUCUGUAAGCAUAAAAAAUGACAAGGAAAUACAUGUACGCAUUGUUUUAAAUGUAUUGUGUUGGUAAUAUGCAAAUGUGGGUAUUAGUUUAGUUUUGAAGGGCUCUAACUGUGUGUUGAUGUAAGAGCUGGCUUGCUUAGAAACGAUUGUACACUCAUAUGAUCAAAGCCUACAGUGCCAUUCAUUCACAUCAGGCACAUACAAACUUGAACAUCUGAACACAGUCUACUGCUAUAUAUGUUUUAAACAAAUAGAAAAACUCAUUCGUGUGUCCCAGUUUUGCUGAUCCUGGCCUGACCUUCCUAAUCCCUCAUGGUCCCUCUGACGUCAUGAGGAAUUCAAUGUGCUCUUUGUUAUUUUGUGUAGAACACUCUUCAUGAACACAUGUUCUUACUAGGCCAGGAACUCAGCUGUACAUGGGAAGUAACACUAUUUCAGUUUACUUGUUCAUUAUGUCAUUAAGGUAUUAUCAAAGUAUAAUCCAGGGGGGUCGUUAGAUCCUUUUUACUGGGGCACGUGCCCCAGUAUAAAUCUGCUGUGCCCCAGUAAAAUCUAAAGUUUGAGUUUUAACAAUUUACUUUAUUCGUCAAUGCAUUCAUUUAGAUUGAUAAUCCCAGAAAAAAAUUACGCAAUAUCCCAAUCAACGCUUGUAAAAUUAAAGCAGUUUAACCGAAAACACAAACCGAUGCAUGUCAGUGCGCUCUUCUGAGUUUGCCAAAUAGCCACUGCAGCAUGCACACAGAAGUCCAGGUGUCAGACUCGGCACACAAGUCAGAAUUGAUAGGCUAAGAAAACAUUACAAAACUAAAGAAAGUU
Molecule: messenger RNA, 3426 nt
Organism: Osmerus eperlanus (European smelt)
Lineage: Eukaryota; Metazoa; Chordata; Actinopteri; Osmeriformes; Osmeridae
Gene: chrm5a
Product: cholinergic receptor, muscarinic 5a
Exons: 2
Coding region: 526-2070 (514 amino acids)
Biological process (GO): G protein-coupled receptor signaling pathway, coupled to cyclic nucleotide second messenger; chemical synaptic transmission; adenylate cyclase-inhibiting G protein-coupled acetylcholine receptor signaling pathway
Cellular component (GO): plasma membrane; dendrite; synapse
Molecular function (GO): G protein-coupled serotonin receptor activity; G protein-coupled acetylcholine receptor activity
Source: RefSeq, a predicted model, not a curated record